Molecule: messenger RNA, 2592 nt
Organism: Cynoglossus semilaevis (tongue sole)
Lineage: Eukaryota; Metazoa; Chordata; Actinopteri; Pleuronectiformes; Cynoglossidae
Gene: keap1b
Product: kelch-like ECH-associated protein 1b
Exons: 7
Molecular function (GO): protein binding
Source: RefSeq, a predicted model, not a curated record
GCAAUAAAAGUCCCUCUGAUGGUAAUGUACAUGGCCACCAUUUCUUUCGAACGAAGUCAAGCCCGUACAGAGCUCUUAUUUUGAAAGCAAAGAGGCCGGCACAAUGCUUAGUCAUGGUGAGUUACAGCUUCGCACCCCUCCUCCCUCUGUGUCGCACAGCUCGGUAAUCAGCGAUGGAGCAAUAGACGGCCAGCCCACAUCUCAGCUCAGCCGGUGUCUGUCUCACCAACACAACGGUGUGAAUCAACAGCUCGUCAGUCAAACCUCAAAGACCAUUCAGAGCUUUAGAAAAGGAUCCAACUCAUUUUCUAUUUAAUUCUUUUGCAUUUAUGAUGGCUUUCUAAUUUGUGACAUUUUUGCAGUUUUAGACACGUAUCUUAUAUAUUUUGAAAUAUACCUGUUAACCCAAAUAUUUGAAAAUGUAAAAAAAAAAACCUCGCACUUAAGAAAGAAAUUAAUUUCAACAUUUAGAGCCUGUUUUUAGACCUCUGCACAACUCUGCUGCAGGGUUAACCCAGAGAAGGUCACAUUCUGGUUAUGUUGGGCCUACAGCAUGUUAGACUGCACCUUGUGGCUGCCACAGGAAUAUCUAGUAAUGCCAGAAUAAGCAGAAUGGUCUGAAUGCACUGCUAACCAGGCAAACCGAUUAGUUUAAAAAUGAAUCUUCUGUAAAGGUUAUAUCUCUCCCAAAGACUGCAAGACCAAGUAGAGCCUUCAUUUUUUUUUUCACCAUGCCUGUAUGUGGUGCAGGGAUGUCCCACAACAGUGUCCGCUGUUCAUGAGAACAAGUCCAAGAAGGCGGUGAAUUGGUAGGAAAUGACAGAGUGCUUAACGGAAUGCAAAGCGCUGGUGACUCCAUCGACGCACAAUGGCCACCGCGUCUUCAGCUACACAUUAGAGAGUCACACCGCAGCUGCUUUUGCCAUCAUGAACGAGCUGCGACUAGAACGUCAGCUGUGUGACGUCACACUGCGUGUGCGCUACAAAGACCUGGAGGCAGUUGACUUUGUGGCUCACAAGGUGGUGCUGGCCUCCUCCUCCCCGGUCUUCAGGGCCAUGUUUACCAACGGUCUGAAGGAAUGUGGUAUGGAGUUGGUGCCCAUCGAGGGAAUUCACCCCAGGGUUAUGGACAGACUGAUAGAAUUCGCCUACACAGCCAGCAUCUCUGUGGGGGAAAAGUGUGUGAUCCAUGUGAUGAAUGGUGCCGUCAUGUAUCAGAUUGACAGCGUAGUAAAGGCCUGUUGUGACUUCCUGGUCCAGCAGCUUGACCCAAGCAAUGCUAUCGGCAUUGCCAGCUUCGCUGAGCAGAUUGGCUGCACAGAGCUUCACCAGAAGGCCCGAGAGUACAUCUACAUGAACUUCAGCCAGGUGUCAACCCAAGAGGAGUUCUUUAAUUUAUCCCACUGUCAGUUGGUCACCCUAAUUAGCCGUGACGAGCUUAAUGUGCGCUGUGAGUCCGAAGUCUUCCAGGCAUGCGUGGCUUGGGUGCGUUACGACAGAGAGAACCGGCGACCAUACGUGCAGGCCUUGCUGAAGGCUGUUCGUUGUCAUUCCCUCACCCCCAACUUCCUGCAGACUCAGCUUCAGUCUCUGGACUUGGACCCACAGUGUAAAGACUACCUGGCCCAGAUAUUCCAGGACCUCACCCUCCACAAGCCAACUAAAGUAAUUUCUUGCCGAACGCCCAAGGUGCCACAGCUCAUCUACACAGCGGGGGGUUAUUUCCGUCAGUCUCUCAGCUACCUGGAGGCCUACAAUCCCUGUUCGGGAACCUGGUUGAGACUGGCCGACCUGCAGGUGCCCCGCAGUGGCCUGGCAGCCUGUGUGAUUAGUGGGUUAUUGUAUGCUGUAGGCGGGAGAAACAAUGCUCCUGAUGGCAACAUGGACUCGAAUGCACUCGACUGCUACAACCCUAUGAACAACUGCUGGUUGCCAUGCUCCCCGAUGAGCGUGCCCAGGAACCGAAUUGGAGUUGCCGUCAUUGAUGGGAUGAUUUAUGCAGUCGGUGGAUCACAUGGGUGCAUUCAUCAUGAUAGCGUAGAAAGGUACGAUCCAGAGAGGGAUCAGUGGCAGCUGGUAGCCCCCAUGCUGACACAGCGUAUAGGUGUUGGUGUGACUGUCAUCAACCGGCUGCUGUACGCUGUAGGAGGUUUUGAUGGUACCAACCGCCUGAACUCCUGUGAGUGCUACAACCCAGACAGGGACGAGUGGAUAACCAUGGCCCCCAUGAACACCGUGCGCUCCGGAGCAGGGGUGUGUUCUUUGGGCAAUCACAUCUACGUAGUGGGAGGCUACGAUGGCACCAACCAGCUGAACACAGUGGAGUGUUACGAUGUGGAAACUGAUACCUGGAGAUUCGCCGCCUCCAUGAGGCAUCGACGCAGCGCCCUAGGAGUCACCGCUUUACACGGGCGCAUCUAUGUUUUGGGUGGGUAUGAUGGCAACACGUUCCUGGACAGUGUGGAGUGCUACGACCCAGAAAGUGACGUGUGGUCAGAAGUGACACGCAUGACCUCAGGGCGGAGUGGGGUGGGCGUGGCCAUCACCAUGGAGCCAUGCCAGAGAGAUCAACCACAGUGUCAAAUGUCUGAG